Molecule: messenger RNA, 3172 nt
Organism: Alosa alosa (allis shad)
Lineage: Eukaryota; Metazoa; Chordata; Actinopteri; Clupeiformes; Clupeidae
Product: E3 ubiquitin-protein ligase RNF19B-like
Exons: 4
Coding region: 16-870 (284 amino acids)
Source: RefSeq, a predicted model, not a curated record
AGAGGUAGACAGAAAAUGGAGAAACUAUCAAGCUUACUGGGGCUCACAAAGGCACUGCUGAGAGAGAAGGCCAGGAGUAUUAAAAUGGGACAACAGCAAAAAGCCCUCAGUGAGGGAGAAUUGAGAGGCAGAGCCAGAGGACACUCUAAGACACAGCUGGGAAGUACCAUUCAGCCACAGGGUUCCUGUGGUCACAGGGUGAAAUCCUCAGAAGUUAUCUGCAUGGUGAACAUCUGCCUGAAACAGAAGAGCCUUGACUUCAGCUGUCCCGUGUGUGGGGAGACAUGGGACUGGGCGCUGGCGAAGGACCAGAUCCAGCUCUCUCAAGCUCAGACCACCAUCCUAGAGGCCCAGGUCAACCGCAUCGUCCAGGAGCUCCCAGACAGAUACAAGAAGUGUCCAGUCUGCUCCUGCAUCCUCAGUCGUCCGCUGGACAGCACGGGUCAGCCGUGCCCCUUCUCCAGCUGCGCCCGCUGCCCCCACACCCACCACUUCUGCUGGGCGUGCCUGGCCCCGUGGCUCUUCCCCGACGAGGCGGGGGCGGGCCAGUGCAGCAACGGCUCGUGCUACCUGGUGGGCACCCUGCUCUCGUGCGACGUGGUGACGGAGCCUGGCAGCUCGGUGCUGGGGUGCCCGCGCUUCCGCGCCUGCCCCAAGUGCCUCGCCCUCCUCUCGCACACAAGGGACGGCUGCAAGCACACAGCAUGCCCGGAGUGUGGGCACGUGUUCUGCUACGUGUGCCUCCUGGACACUGCCGCGUGCCCGCAACAGGAGAAUGAGCACUACCUCCCGUUCUGCAGGGGCCAGAAGGCCAAGAGACAGUGGUUUGUUACACAGCACGGCAUGCAGUGUGACCUGCUGUCCACUUGACGGACGAUAUAUAUAUCAAACCUACAUCCUGUUUGGUGGGUCAGUUUCUGACUGUGCUUGUGCUACUGUGCCCUCUAAUGGUGUGUGUGACAUUAAGGGGAUUCAGGUAUCAUUUGAUUAUUUUUACAUUAAAAUUGCCCUAAUGUGUUGAGAUCCUUUUUAAAUACAGUAAAUAGAUUAUAAUAGAACAAUGACUGACACUUAAUGGAGUUAGAGAUAAGAUUUUAAUUUGAAAAAUAAUUCAAGUUCACUACACACUUCUAUUUGCCUUGUAUAUUUUUUUCUAUUGAUUUUAAAAUGCACAUAGUGUACAUAAAGUUAUUGUAGUUCACAGGUGCUGAGCAAAUUAACUUGUUCACUCACACUGGUAUGGUAUGUGAACAUAGAAGAUCUGUUUAUAAAACGAAUAUAAAACCACUGAACGGUGCUCCAAUGUUCCCUCACUGAUGACUAACUGAGAUGGAAAAAGAAAGAGAGAGAGAAUAGAGGGGUAGAGAGAACAUGUGGAGACAAAGAGAGAGAGAGGGGGAGAGAGAGAGAGAAUAAAGGGGUAGAGAGAACAUGUGGAGACAAAGAGAGAGAGAGGGGGAGAGAGAGAGAGAGAGAAUAAAGGGGUAGAGAGAACAUGUGAAGACAAAGAGAGAGAGGGGGAGAGACAGCAACGUGGACACCCACCUACAGCACCUCCGAGUCUGGGUAUUACUUCCACCACUUUCCCCCUCAUGCUCAUCCGCUCAUGUGGAGGGGAAAAAAAAAGAGAGAGAAUAUGAAGGAUGGAGAAGAGUGAAAGAUUUGAGCAUUUAUGUGCCGAUGACAAGACUGAAAAGAUUUUUUUUCCAAGCAUGUUGUCUGUGAGGAGAAUUAAAAGGUGUCUGUCAAGAGAAUUACAGGUUAGACAUCACAUAAAGAAAGGCUGUGUGAACGUCUCUACAUGUAUUAGAUCAGAUGGAGUGAUAGCAUUGCCAUACAGAGAAUGGAAGGACUGAAAUAACUGAGGUCUGGCUAAUGAGGUCAUGCUAAUGUCAAGAUGGAAGUGUGACGAGGAUAAGCAAAAGCUCAAGCUGAAACAAAACAAAUGUUUAAUAGUCUUGUAAACACAAUAUUUAUACCAUGUAAACGUGUAAAGUGUUAAAGAUGACAUAAACCAGAUAUAUUGUUUUAUGUAAAGCCUGCUUCUACAAUGAAAUCAAUUGUUGACCUUUUAGCUUGUAUAUGGCAAAGGUUGUGCUCUUUGUUUAAACCACACCGGUGUCAGUCAUGUAACACAGCAGUCUGUAUGCCUGUCAAGUGUCAACACUGGCAGUGUUAAGUGUAGUGUUUGUUCUGGUGCUAUGCCUGCUGUGUUUCAUGCAGGCCCUCCGUGAUGUGCAUCAGAUGUAAGCCGCUGUUUCAGCGCGGCUCAGGUGCACCGAAGCGUGAGGAAUCCGGCGCUGAGCAAUGGAGUGUCUGUCAAUUACGUUCCAUUAAUUCAGCUUCCAACGGGGCUUUUGUUAACACAUCUUUUCAGUCCUCAUACAACAAAGAAAUACAUUUAGACAUACACAGAACAAAUAUAUUGACGCACAAACAUAGAGCCUAAUAUGAAUGAGGUUUGGCAGAUGUUGAGAGGUAUUUUGUGAUUUAGUGACAUUAUCAAAAGUGUGGGUGCAUACACUUAAAAUGGUGCCUUUAACAGCACACUUGCUGCAAGUGUAAGCAUUUAACCCAUGUCCUCAUCUCCAUAUCUCAAUGUUACAGUGUUUCUAUGCUUCUAUGACCAGACAAUCACUGGUCAAUAGCUGACUGAACAAACGACUACAUUUUGUAGGCUGAACUCUCAUUAUUGUGACUGAAUGCAAAUAAUAUAAUAUUAAUAUUGGAUUAUCUCUCAGUACAGUAUAUAAUAAUAGUAAGUCACUAUACAGAUGUACUGUAAGGCCUACACAAAACCCUGUGGAGUAGAUUAUGACCUUUAGUAGAGUCACCCUGCAUGUGAUGAUUUAUCGUCAAUAUGUACAUACAAGCAUGACAAUUCACAGUUAAUUGUUCCUUUAGAGUGACAUUGUUAUUGAUGAUCUUGAAAAACUAUAUAUUGCACAUUUAAAAAGAACUGCAAAUGAAAAUAUAGUCUUUGCUUACGGAUUAAAACUUGUUUUUGCACAGAUUCUCAGUGUCCAGUUUGCCUCUGCAUCAGAUGGCUACAUGAAUAAAAAAACAAAAUACAAUACUUGAGGUGGUUUCUUGACACUGUCCCAUUGUCAAGUGUAAUUGUGCAUUGUAAGAGCAAACUUGGACAUAAUAAAUAAUUGAGAUAUAAUAUUAA